Peromyscus eremicus (cactus mouse) is the source of this 2627-nucleotide messenger RNA. RefSeq names its product serine protease inhibitor A3N-like. Gene Ontology annotation, biological process: negative regulation of endopeptidase activity. The coding region runs from base 150 to 1412 and encodes 420 amino acids. The transcript is spliced from 5 exons. Gene Ontology annotation, molecular function: serine-type endopeptidase inhibitor activity. NCBI's taxonomy places the organism in Eukaryota, Metazoa, Chordata, Mammalia, Rodentia, Cricetidae. The record is from RefSeq and is a predicted model, not a curated record.
AAGAGGGAGGAGUCCCCAGUGGGGAUAAAUAAGCAUUAGUGUGCUAGGGAGAACAACACACCAGGCAAGCAGCAACCCAGAACAUCAGAACUCAGCUGUCAUAGACACUGGCAGCGGCGAUCAACUCUGCAGCCUGGAGAGCAGAGAAGAUGGCCCUCCGUGUAGCUCUGGGGCUCUUGAUAGCAGGGAUCUGCCCUGUUGUCCUCUGUCAAUCAGAUGGCACAUUGGGAAAGGACACCGAAGUCCAUGAAGACCAAAAGAAUGGGACACAAAUGGACAGUCUGAUACUGGCCUCCAUCAACACUGACUUUGCCUUCAGCCUCUACAAAGAGUUGGCUUUGAAGAAUCCAAAUAAAAAUGUUGUCUUCUCCCCACUCAGCAUCUCAGCUGUUUUGGCCAUCCUGUCCCUGGGAGCAAGGAGCAAAACCCUGGAAGAGAUUCUAGGAGGUCUCAAGUUCAAUCUCACACAGACCCCCGAGGCAGACAUCCACAGGGGCUUUGGGCACCUCCUCCACAUGCUCACUCAGCCAGGAGAUCAGGUGAAUAUCAGCAUAGGCAGCAUGAUAUUUGUUGAAAAGCACCUGCAGAUCCUGGCAGAGUUCAAGGAGAAGGCAAGGGCACUGUACCAGGCUGAGGCCUCCGUGACUGACUUCCAACAGCCUCAUGAGGCCAAAAAGCUCAUCAAUGACUAUGUGAGGAAACAGACCCAGGGGAAGAUCAAGGAACUGAUCUCAGAUCUAGAUGUGAGGACAGUAAUGGUGCUGGUGAACUACAUCUACUUUAAAGGAAAAUGGAAGAUGCCCUUUGACCCUGAAGAUACUUUUGAGGCCAAGUUCUACUUGGGCAAGAGGAGGACUGUGAAGGUGCCUAUGAUGAAAAUUGAGGACUUGACUACACCCUACUUCUGGGAUGAGGAUCUGAACUGCUCUGUGGUGGAACUGAAGUACACAGGCAAUGCCAGCGCCCUGUUCAUCCUCCCUGACGAGGGCAGGAUGCAGCAGGUGGAAGCCAGCUUGCAACCAGAGACCCUGAGGAAAUGGAAGGACUCUCUGAGGCCCAGGAUGAUUGAUGAGCUCUACAUGCCCAAGUUCUCCAUCUCCAGUGACUACCGCCUGGAGAACAUCCUUCCACAACUGGGCAUCAGGAAAGUCUUUUCCACACAGGCUGAUCUGUCUGGGAUCACAGGGGCCAAGGACCUGAGUGUCUCUCAGGUGGUCCACAAAGCUGUGCUGGACGUGGCUGAGACAGGCACAGAAGCAGCUGCCGCCACAGGAGUCAAAUUGGUCUUAAUGUCUGCAAUAUUGGACCCAUUUAUUUUGAGUUUUGACAGGGCAUUCCUGAUGAUGAUCUUUGACACAAAUACUCAGAUCCCACUCUUUUUGGCCAAGAUCACAAACCCCAAGAAAGGCUAGAACUUCCCAAGUGGUAAGCCUUCUUCCUGGGAGCCAGGAAUUGAGCCUGUAUGUGGAUCUCUAUGUGCAUUUUGGUUUCCAUGCUCUGGUUGGCUGUGGCAUGCCUGGACUGGACAGUGACAGUGACUAACUGUAUGACUCAAGCAUGCACAGGGCACUGGGGACAGUCAGUGUCAGGCUCCCAGUCCUCCUGACAGCACUAGUUCAUGUUCCUGAGCCUGAAUUCUGUCUUUGUUGCCCUCCCUGCUGCCAUUCCUUUAUCUGCCUCUACCCAAAAGCCUGGGCCCUGGCAGAUAGGCUCAGUCCCUAUCUAGGCUGUGGCGAUGUCUGCCUUCAGCUUCUGCGGGCUGGAUAGGUCUAUGCAAACUUAUAGUUCAAUCAUGUGAACCUCAGUCCCAGCACCGAGAAGGACACCUGCCGCCUGGAGUCUUCUUCCAACAUCUGGGACCACUGUGUGCCCAGUUCCUGCCUCAAACUCUGCCUCUUGUGUCCCUUGCAGGGGCUCCUGACCCUGCCCACAUCUGGCACAGUGUUGGAGCCCUCUUUCCUACAACUCAUGGAGUCAGUUGGUCAGACCAGCUCCUUUCCCCCAGUACACCUACUUAGGGCACAGGAGCCUUUUUCUCGGUUCCCCACUGACCAGCCUCACACAACAGAUGGAUGCCUCCACCUUCCUCACCCAAAAUGCAGUGCUUGGAGCCAAGGAUCAAUAAACACAUAACUGCACAGAAAGUGUCCAGGCCGUGUUCACUCAGCUCCUAUUGGCAGGGGUAUGGCCUCUAGUGACCACAGAGUAGUAGAGAUUGUCACUCACAGUCUGUGACUCAUGUGUUGGACCUCUAACUUACAUGCUUAUUGCAGCUCAAAGGGCUUGGGGUCAAGGCCUAGGACCAAACCCAAAUGCCCCCUUGUGAAAAUCAGAUUUGUACCGAACUGAAGUUAUAUGAACACCCUUAUACCCAUCAGCAGAUUCGUUCACUUUCAACACAUGGCAUACAUGUGUGCACACAUAUAUGUUCAUAUAUACACAUCCGUCUGUACACACACACACACACACACACACACACACACACACACACACACACACCUCCAUAUCUUCCCCCCUCUGGAAUGUUUUGAAGUAAAUUCUACACCUUCUUGUUUUCUAAGAACUUUUCCUCUCCCCCACCAUAUAGACUCAUGUGACAUAGAAGCAGGCAUUCUGAAGUAUUCAGC